Spirodela intermedia is the source of this 798-nucleotide messenger RNA. The record is from the annotation of a GenBank genome assembly. NCBI's taxonomy places the organism in Eukaryota, Viridiplantae, Streptophyta, Magnoliopsida, Alismatales, Araceae.
AUGCACCCCAGGUGCUUGACAUUGGGCUUGAUGCCGUACUCCUCAGUCAUGAGGGCAUAGCACCACCGUCCCUCCUUGACAAGUCCGCUGUGGCUGCAGGCGGUCAGGACGCUGACAAAGGUCACCUCGUCGGGCCUCACCCGCCGCUGCCUCAUAUCCGCGAAGACCCGCAUGGCCUCCCUAGCGUGGCCGUGGAGAGCGAGCCCUCCGAUCACCGAGUUCCAGGUCGAGAUGUCCCGUUCCGCCAUGCCGCGGAAGACCUCGAGGGCCCGCUCAAUGCUGCCGCACCUGGCGUACAUGGCGAUGAGGGCGUUGCCGAGGGUCACCGUGGGUCGGACGCGGCGCGACCUCACCAUCGCCGCGAGGGACGCGUGCAUCCGUGCGCCGGCGUCGAGCGCGCCGAGCUCCGCGCAGGCGGACAGCAGGCUCAGCAUGGUGACUUCGUCCGGGCUCUCGCCGGCGCGAGUCAUCUCCUCGAAGACCUCCAGCGCCUUCCCGGGUGAUCCGCUCUCCAGGUAGCCGGCGAUUACCGCGUUCCAGGAGACGACGUCUCUAUGCGGCAAUUGGUCGAACAACUCGCGCGCCUUGUCCAUCUCUCCCCUCCUUGCGUACCCCGUAAUCAUUACGUUCCACGAGAUCAGAUCCUUGCAAGGGGUCCCCUCGAACAGUCGCCGGGCGGCCUCCAGGUCGCCCCUCCUCGCGUGGCCGGCGAUCAUCGCGGACCAGGCCACGACGUCCGCCCGGGCUGGCCCGUCGAAGAGCACAUUGGCCGCCGCCAUGUCGCCGCAGUUGGCGUGA